Molecule: messenger RNA, 659 nt
Organism: Fomitopsis serialis
Lineage: Eukaryota; Fungi; Basidiomycota; Agaricomycetes; Polyporales; Fomitopsidaceae
Exons: 6
Coding region: 133-474 (113 amino acids)
Source: RefSeq, a predicted model, not a curated record
CCUUUCAUACUUGGUGUAGAGCAGUGAGUGAACCCUGCAGGCGUGUUUCCGAGUUACGACUGACCAUGGACCAGCCUCCGUUUCCGAGUCGUCCAUAACCCUCGCUUUUUGAAGUGCACAUUCGACGCUAGGAUGUUCAACUUGUCCACGCUGUUCUUUGCCGCUGUUGUCAGCGCACUAGUCGCUGCGAACGUGGUUGUCGCCGCUCCCAUACCUGACAAAGGCUACACCAACGCGCUCGUGGAUCGCCACUGGCAUUUUCCAGGAACAGGAGGAACUAUACAAUUCGGGAUGCCUGUUGUUGACGACAUAUCCUCUGAGCGCCACGGUUUGGAGGCCUAUGAUCUGCAGUUUGGCGUAGCGGGAGAGGCAGCGAUCGAUUCGCCGCCAUCGCAAGUCACCGCGUAUACAGAAAGCAGCAUUCUAGUCGAGUACUCACCUGGUGUACUACCUGUGUCCUGUCGCCGCCCUUGAGCCGUCGAGCCAAACUGGAAUUUGGAUGAUGCGAGGCCGUAUUCAGUGACAUAGUACUUAGGCAGCUCGAAACACACUUAGCACCUCGCUCGUCUUACCACGCACUGCGCCUGGCAAGAAUAUGCAGCCUGAGGGCUGUACCUAUAUAGUAGAUAACAGCCUGGCUAUGUCUCGAUGCUAUACAC